Molecule: messenger RNA, 1037 nt
Organism: Rhagoletis zephyria (snowberry fruit fly)
Lineage: Eukaryota; Metazoa; Arthropoda; Insecta; Diptera; Tephritidae
Product: endoplasmic reticulum mannosyl-oligosaccharide 1,2-alpha-mannosidase-like
Biological process (GO): carbohydrate metabolic process; mannose trimming involved in glycoprotein ERAD pathway
Cellular component (GO): membrane; endoplasmic reticulum
Molecular function (GO): mannosyl-oligosaccharide 1,2-alpha-mannosidase activity; calcium ion binding
Source: RefSeq, a predicted model, not a curated record
AUAUCCUUGGGUGCGCGCGGUGACUCCUAUUAUGAGUACCUUUUAAAACAAUGGCUACAAACUGGACGAAAAAGAGAUGAUUUUCUUAUUUCGGACUAUAUACGGGCUAUUGACGGAGUAUUAACGAAGCUGUUGCGUCGUACGCCCAAAGAACAGCAUGUCUAUAUUGGUGAAUUAAUCAAUGGGAAAGACUUCAAACCGAAGAUGGACCAUCUUACUUGUUAUCUACCUGGCACAUUGCUUUUGGGACACAAAUUUGGAAUGCCUACUUCACAUUUGUUGCUCGCGCGCGAUCUCCUCGAAACCUGCUAUCAAACAUAUAUGCGGCAACCUACACAGCUGGCGCCUGAAAUAUCAUAUUUUGCAUUGACUGCGAAUGAAGAGCAAGACAUUUACGUGAAGCCCAAUGAUGCACACAAUCUUUUGCGUCCCGAAUUUAUAGAGAGCCUAUAUUAUUUCUAUGCAUUGACGGGCAAUCGUACCUAUCAGGAUAUGGGUUGGAAUAUUUUUCAAGCUUUUGAGAAAUACACUAAAGUAGCUUAUGGUUAUACGUCGAUUGGCAAUGUUAAGCAUGUUUUUAACACAAGACUGCGUGAUAUGAUGGAGAGUUUUUGGUUGAGUGAAACACUUAAAUAUUUCUACCUUUUGUUCAGCGACAAUCGCAAAGAGAUUGAUUUGGAUAAGUGGGUGUUCAAUUCGGAAGCGCAUCUGCUACCUUUGAGAAACCACUAAGAUCAUAAUUGCUUGCUUGUGGAUACGCGGCGUGUGUGCAUCAACUGUAUGUGACCGUGACCAUUGCACCGUUAAUCACUCUCAAUGUAAAUAUUAUUUACACUUAUUUAUACUUGCAUACAAACAUAGUGCGUAUUAUCACGAAACUUGAAUGAAUUGUAUGUACUCGUGAUUUUACUUUUGCGUUUGCGCUCAGGUCGUACAGUGGUCGUAAUAAUUAUAGCCCCAUCACAUUUUGACAAGUUUUAAAAUUUUUUCUUUGUUAUUUAAUUUUGAUUAUUAUUAUAAAAAUAUAAUAGUUCAUU